Cuscuta campestris is the source of this 634-nucleotide messenger RNA. NCBI's taxonomy places the organism in Eukaryota, Viridiplantae, Streptophyta, Magnoliopsida, Solanales, Convolvulaceae. The record is from the annotation of a GenBank genome assembly.
UUUAUCCCCAAAUCUUACAAUUCGAGCAGAAAUUCGUUCCUUCUUUUUCCUCAGAUCUUCAGAUUUCGGAUUUUUUAAAUUUUGAUAAAAAUGGCAACCGCCGAUCAUCACAAGUUCCACGUUCUUGCCGUCGACGACAGCGUCGUUGACCGGAAGCUGAUCGAGAGGCUGGUGAAGGCGGCUUUCUCCGGCGACGAGGUGACCGUGACGGUGGUGGAUUCCGGGGCGAAGGCCCUCCGGGUGGUGGAGGAAGCGGAAGUGAAUCUGAUCAUCACCGAUUACACCAUGCCCGGAAUGACCGGCUACGAUCUGCUCCGGGAGAUCAAGGGCUGCUCCACCUUCAAACACAUCCCCGUCGUGGUGGUAUCAUCGGAGGAUAUCCCGUCGAGAAUUCGAAGCUGCCUUUCCGAGGGCGCCGAGGAGUUCUGCCUAAAACCCGUCCGGCUGGCCGACGUCAAGCCACAUCUCUUGAACGCCGCCUGCAGAGGAAAGCCGGCGGCCGUACUGACUCCCGCAGUUUGCGGGACCGUUUGAGUCAUUCAGAUCUGAGUAUUUUUAGUGUGUAUAUGUUGAAAUACGAGUUUAAGAGUACAAUUUUCGCUCUGUAUGUGGCGCAUAAAACGUCCAUUUGUGG